AUUCAAAAACAGAACUGAUAUUAUUAUUAAACCUGCCGAUUAGGGCUCAGAUCUUGGACAUAGACCACUAUAUUUCAGAAGCCGAACGUCAGUUCAAAGAAACCAACUUCUACAAGCAAUUAGAUUAUGAUCCUACACUAAAAUGUGCAGACAAAGUAUCCUCUGUUGUUGAAGACAUGUUGAAACAAGGAAAAAUCUCUGAGAAAAACAAAGACUACUUAAUAGUCCCUAAGCCUAAAGCUGGUAGAUUUUACAUUCUUCCUAAAAUACACAAAGAAGGAAUCCCAGGCUGCCCCAUUGUAUCUGCCAACGGUCACCAAACAGAACGUAUCUCAGAAUUUGUUGACCACCAUCUUCGGCCAUUUGUAUGCGCUUUGCCUUCUCAUUUGCAGAACACCACUGAUUAUCUAAGAAAAUUACAAUCUCAGAAAGAUUUACCUGACCAAACGCUUUUGCAAUCUAUGGAUGUUACUGCAUUAUACACUAACAUCCCCCACGAAGAUGGCAUUGCAGCGUGCAAAGAAGCAUGGGAUUCUCGUAUAAGAAAGAAUCCUCCCACAUAA
Ruditapes philippinarum (Manila clam) is the source of this 563-nucleotide messenger RNA. RefSeq lists its product as uncharacterized. NCBI's taxonomy places the organism in Eukaryota, Metazoa, Mollusca, Bivalvia, Venerida, Veneridae. The record is from RefSeq and is a predicted model, not a curated record. The transcript has a single exon. The annotation marks the transcript as partial.